Molecule: messenger RNA, 2179 nt
Organism: Chenopodium quinoa (quinoa)
Lineage: Eukaryota; Viridiplantae; Streptophyta; Magnoliopsida; Caryophyllales; Amaranthaceae
Exons: 3
Coding region: 348-1229 (293 amino acids)
Source: RefSeq, a predicted model, not a curated record
UACAUACUUACACGUACGGUAGUCGGUAGGUGAGUCAAUGUGUGCAACAAAAACAACGUGAGGCCUUCACCAGAAUUCCAUUCCUCUUAAAUUAGCUGAUCUCCUUCAAUGUUGAAUGUCUCUCUUGUAUAUAUACGCGUUAAUGUUGUUACACUUGUUCGAUAAUAAUGUCAUUUAUUUAGUUUGUACGUACAUUCUUUUGCCUUGAUUGAUCUCUUUAGAAAUAUUUCCAUCUACACUAUAGCCCAAAUUGAAGACAUACAGAAGAUCUAAAAGGCGGUUAAUAUCAAACAUAACUUAAUUCAUUAGCCUCGGCUAGCAGAAUUUGCAGAUUUAACAAGUUUUAGAUGAGGAACAGCAGCAAGUUAGAUGAAGCUAGCAAGUGUAAGGAUGAUCAACAACAGGUUUCUUUAAUAACAUCAGUGAAAGAGAUUCGUCGUGUGGCAGACAUCAACCAAAUGAGGUUACAACAGUUAGAACUGGCAGUUGCAAAUUUAACCACCAUUUGCAGUGCAAUUAGACAUGAUAUGUAUACCUUGAAUUCGGCAUCCAAUCAAGGCUCGUUAAAUAAGGUCCAAGCAGAGGUUGUAGAGAUGAAAAGGCCCUCCUAUACGCGAUCAAGUUCAUCCGACAAGGAUGAUGUUUUGGGACUUCAGAUGCAGCAGCUAGUUAAACAAGCUGCUGCACUAGGCAUUCUUAAGGAUUCUGACGCUAGUCCUAUUCCAGGAAAUGAGAAGGCAAAUUCAAAGAUACAAACAAGACUAUCACCAAAGAAAAUGCAAACAACACCAAACAAGAAAAGUUCAACAAAACAACCAAUUCGAAGGUUGGAAUCAACAACAAAGAGGAAAACGUCUAUGAAACUCGCAACAGUCAACAAAAACAUGGGAGCAAGUAGUGCAGGCAGCAACAAGGCAAGUGCAAGCGCAAAAGUUUCACUGAAAUCGACUGUCAAAAGGACUAAAACAACCAUUUCCAAAGUCUAUGUUGAUCAACCAACUCAGAAGCAGGGCAAGGAUACUGUGGUCAAGAAUGUACAACAAAAAGAAGAUAAAAGUUCGAUAAAACUAACAGUCAAGGCUCAUCAAGGUAACAAUAAGUCUCAGUCGUCGUCUUCAUCAAAAUCUCAUUCUCCAACUAAGACAAACUCAUCACCUGGUGCUGUUAAAUCAGACAUUAAACCUCGAAGGAAAUGGAACACUCCAGAAGACAUUAUGCUUAAGAGGUAGGACAGAUUUUGACAAGAUAGGUCAAUUUUCGAUCAUAUAGAUUCAUGUAACAUAAAAAACAAAACAAAAACAUAAAAAGGCUUUGAAGUUUGAUAAUUUGUAUGAACCAAGUUUCGUUCAUGUCAAUGUGAUUCUUCUUAGUCCAUCUUGUUACCUUCUUAUAAACAUUGUACCCAUUGACAUGAAUGAAACUUGGUUCACACAUUUUUUUUUUUCGGGUUAAGUGGAUUCAUAAAUAACAUGUUUUUUUUUUUUUUUUUUUUGGUUUUGGAAAAAUAACAACAUGGUUCAAUACAAGCAAAUUCUAGAUAGUCGUACCAAAAAAAACAGUGAAGGGCCAAAAUUAAUUUGAACUUGACAGAGGCAAAGAGAAAGAAAGAAAAAAAACCCCAAAUUACUGAAACCCUAACACAAUUUGAACUCUCUCUGUCUCUUUUUUUUUUUGGUGCAAAAAGGGGCAAAGCCCGAAAAAUACAAACUACUUAGCAAUAAAACGAAGGGUAGUAACCCCUAAAAUGUCCUUCCUAAUAAGUCCCUUUAUUUCGAUAGGAGGGUCCUUGAAAUAAAGACACUUAUCAGUUUGAACAACACCUAAAUUAGCUAGUUUAUCAGCUACUUUAUGAAAAUUACAAUCAAAAGAACGAAUGAUGUUACGACAGUUACGAAGCAUGUGUACGCCUUCACCCCCAAGGAGAUGAUAGUUCUAAAGUGCUUCAAUGCAAGCCUUGUUGUCCAUCUGGAUCUCAAUUUUGCUUACACCGACCAAAAGUGGUUGCCAUCUGCAGCCCAAGUUCAACUGCCAUAAGCUCAGCCCUAUAGGCACUGCACACACCAAAGUUUGCUGUGAACCCUCUAAUAAACCUACCAUGGCAAUCUCGUAGCACCCCUCCACCACGAGCAGCGCCAUCAGUGUUCAAGGCUAUCCACCCAGCAGGGGGUGCUUGCUAACG